AGGUGAGUUCGAGUGGUGGGUGUCUGUUAGGUGUUAUUUGGUACUCUGUGUGUUUGGGACUUGGCCCCCUCCCCAUCUCUCUCUUCACUCUUGAAUUCCGCUCUCCACUCCUCAGCUCUUUCCACACUGUCUUGGGACGCUACACCAUGGAGCUAAAUCCUUUUCUCUUUUAGACAUUGUAAUUUUUUUCUGUUGCAUAAUGAACUUUGUUAGUGUCGUUCCUUGCCGUUCCCAUCGAUUCCAGAGGAUGGAUUUUAUCCUUACACCUUUACUAAUUAUACUAAUUAAAGGAAUUUGCGCAACAUCUCGCUAUGGAAGGGAUCUCAUGCCUUACAUGCCGAACGUGUGCACGGAGCGGGAGGUGAAGCUGGUGGCUCAAACGCAGCCCUGUGUCCAGGCCUUCACCCGUAUGGUCAAAGUUUGGAAGCAAGGAUGUCAGGGACAGACCUGGUGUAUGGGCUAUGAGAGGAGGACGGCUUACUAUACAGCCUACAGACAGGUGUAUCGGCAGGACUACCAGACUGUGCACAAGUGUUGCCCGGGAUGGUCACAGCUCAAUGGGGAAGCUGGGUGUCUGUAUCCGGUCUGCAGCUAUGGUGUCUGUUUCAAUGGAGGCCAAUGCAGAGAAGGAUCUUCACAGCUUUGUGACUGCCCUGCUGGCUUCAAUGGACCCAGCUGUCAGUAUGAUGUGAACGAAUGUGAGGAAACUAAUGGAGGAUGUGAGGCACUGUGCUGUAACACUAUUGGCAGCUACUAUUGCAAGUGUCCCUCAGGCCAGGAACUCAAGGAGGACGGCAAGACCUGCCAAGAUAUUGAUGAAUGUCAAGUCCAUAACGGAGGCUGUCAACAUAAGUGCGUGAACACUAGAGGCUCCUACCACUGCCAGUGUAACCCUGGCUUUCGCCUGCAUGUGGACGGACGCACCUGCAUUGCUGUCCACUCCUGCAGUAUUGGUAAUGGAGGAUGUGAGCACUAUUGCGUCCAGCAGACAGCAGCUCAUUUCCAGUGCCGCUGCCGACCCAACUACAUGCUUGCCGAGGACGGCAAGCACUGCACCUUGGCUGACCUGUGCGCAGUCCAGAAUGGAGGCUGUUCUCAGGUGUGUCGCAGUGAUGGAGGGAAGGCCCACUGUGACUGCGGUCCGGGCUACACAUUGGCUGAGGACGGCAAAACCUGUGAAGACAUUGAUGAGUGUCAGGUGGGUCAGACGGAGUGCGCCCAUGGCUGCCGUAACACCAGAGGCUCCUUUGUGUGUGUGUGUAAUGCUGCCUAUGAGUUGGGAGCAGAUGGCAAAAAGUGCUAUCGGAUUGAGAUGGAGAUUGUGAACAGCUGUGAGGUGAAUAACGGCGGCUGCUCACACCACUGUCAGCACUCCACCAAUGGGCCAGUGUGCAGCUGCAAUCAGGGCUACCAGCUCGAUGAUGACCUGAAGACUUGUAUUGAUGUAGAUGAGUGCAUGGAUGGAAGCUCUUGUUGUGAGCAGGACUGCACAAACUACCCAGGAGGCUAUGAGUGCUACUGUGCUGCUGGCUACAGGCUCAACUCUGAUGGAUGCAGCUGUGACGAUACAGACGAGUGCCUGGCUGAGAACGGGGGCUGUGAUCACAUAUGCCAGAACAGUGCUGGAUCCUUCCAGUGUUACUGCAGGCGGGGUCACCGCCUGGCCGAGGACCGCCGCUCCUGCAUCUUGCUAGAAGGAGCAGUUGAAGCCCUGAACAGUGGUCAAGUAGUGGAGAGACCCAGACCGCAGCUGGCCAUCCUACAGGAGUACGAGCCUCUGGAACGCUAUGAUGACUACGACGAGGACACUGGCGAGCUGCGAGCGGAGAGCACACUGGCUGAGAAAUUUGUGUGUCUGAAUGACUCCUUUGGCUUUGACUGCAGUUUGACUUGUGAAGACUGUGUAAAUGGAGGUGUGUGUAAUGCCCGAAGAAGUGGUUGUGACUGCCCAGACGGAUGGACAGGAAUCAUCUGCAACCAGACGUGUCCUGAGGGCUGGUUUGGACAGAACUGCUCGUUCAGCUGUAAAUGUAAGAAUGGAGGUGUUUGUGACCCUGUGACUGGGAGCUGUCGCUGUCCGCUAGGCGUCAGUGGAGACCUCUGCCAGGAUGGCUGUCCUAAGGGCCUGUAUGGAAAGCACUGCAAUAAGAAAUGUAACUGUGCCAACAACGGCCGCUGUCACCGCACAUAUGGAGCCUGUUUAUGUGACCCGGGACUCUACGGGCGAUUUUGCCACCUGCCAUGUCCUAAGUGGGUGUUCGGACCAGGCUGCUCUGAGGACUGCAAGUGUGUGCAGCAAAACACACUAGAAUGCCACCGUCGUCACGGCAAUUGCAUCUGCAGGCCUGGUUACCAGGGCGACAAAUGUGAAGAAGAAUGUCAUGCAGGCUUCUAUGGUCAAGGCUGUGAGAAGAAGUGUUCCUGCCCAUCUGGUUCGACAUGUGAUCCCGUGACUGGGGCAUGUCAGCGGCAGUGUCCAGCUGGCAGGAAAGGAGGAAACUGUGAUCAGAAUUGUUCAGUUGGGGAGUUUGGGAUUGGCUGCUCUCAGUCAUGUGACUGUUCAGGGGCCCCAUGUGACAAAGAGACCGGCAAAUGCAAAUGUCCUGCUGGAAUGAUGGGGAGCCGGUGUGAGAAAGAGUGUCCUGCAGGGCAUUGGGGAGUGAACUGUAAGGAAACAUGUCCAGCAUGUGAAAGUGGAGCAAUAUGUGAUAAACACAAUGGCACUUGCUUAUGUCCACCUGGGUAUAUGGGCAGACUCUGCCAAAGCUUAUGUCCCGCUGGACGUUUCGGCCAGGGCUGCCAGCUGAAGUGUGUGUGUGAGAACAGUGGGCGAUGUCACCCUAUAACUGGCUGCUGCACCUGCGCUGCAGGCUGGACUGGACACAACUGCAAGAAAGCAUGUGACGCAGGACACUGGGGACCUGAAUGUGUGAGAGUGUGUGACUGCAAGAACAGUGAUGGUAGCUGUGAUGCUGUGACAGGCCAGUGUAACUGUGAACCUGGCUUUACAGGAGUUCGCUGUGAGCAAAAAUGCCCUGCUGGCUUUUUUGGACCGGGCUGUCGGCAUCACUGCCAGUGUGACAACAAAGCAUUAUGUGACCACGUGAGUGGAGCCUGUACCUGUAAGGUGGGCUGGACUGGAACAUUCUGUGAAAAACCCUGUCCACAGGGUUUCUAUGGACUGGACUGUCAGCACAAGUGUGCAUGUCUGAAUGGGGGACGCUGUAAUCACCUCUCUGGGGAAUGCACUUGUCCAUCAGGCUGGCUGGGUCCAAACUGCAACCAGACCUGUCCUGUCGGUUUCUAUGGUGAUAAUUGUUCCCAGACCUGUGCUUGCCUGAACAGUGUGAGCUGCCAUGCAGCUACUGGUCAGUGUGUAUGUACAGUGGGGUGGACAGGACUAAAUUGCUCCCAAAAAUGCCCAGAGGGUUUAUUUGGAGUGGACUGCAGACAGCAGUGCCUGUGCCAAAACGGUGGGUCAUGCGACCACAUCAGUGGCCGCUGUUCAUGCCCCAGCGGAUGGUCAGGAGCAGCCUGUGAACUGGAGUGUGCUGCAGGAAAUUUUGGGACAGACUGCCAGCAUAAGUGUGAGUGCAAGAAUGGAGGCCAGUGUGACAGGCAGACUGGGCAGUGUGCUUGUGGGCCAGGCUGGACUGGAGAUCGCUGUGAAAAAGCGUGCAUGUCCGGGCGUUUCGGGCUGGGCUGUGAAGAGCGCUGUCGGUGUGAGCACGGUGCUCCCUGUCACCAUGUUACAGGAACCUGCUUGUGUCCUCCUGGUUGGAGAGGAGCUCACUGUGAUAAAGCCUGUCUACCUGGCACGUAUGGUAAGGACUGUGCUGAGCUGUGCAUCUGCCCACAGGGCAGUUCCUGCCAUCAUGUUACCGGAGAGUGUGGCUGUCCACCCGGGUACACUGGAAACGGCUGUGAACAGACCUGUCUGCCUGGCACCUACGGACUCGACUGCAAUCAGGUGUGCCAGUGCUCUGAGAGGAAUCAGUUGUGCCACCCGGUGUCCGGAGAGUGCUACUGCGCUCCAGGAUACAGAGGACCAAAGUGCAAUCUCGAGUGCGAGAGGGGACACUAUGGUUCAGACUGUGAGAGGCAGUGCCAGUGUCUGAAUGGUGGGGUAUGCCAAGCCACCACAGGCACCUGUGAAUGCCCUCCAGGGUUUAUAGGUGCCCAGUGCAACAUCACCUGCCCAGCCGGCCGCUACGGGCAGGACUGUGCCCGCGUGGCACUCUGUGGUGACGGGGCAAGGACUGACCCAGUGACGGGGAGAUGCGUGUGCAUCCCUGGGCGCAAAGGAGAAGACUGUGGACAAGGCUGUGCUCCAGGCUGGUUUGGUGCAGAUUGUUCUCAGCGCUGUAACUGCAGUAACAGGGGCCUGUGUGACUCCAUCUCUGGGAACUGCACAUGUGGACUGGGCUUCACUGGACUCAGCUGUGAGAAAGAGUGCCCUGAGGGACGCUACGGUCCGAACUGUGUGCUGGAAUGUGUGUGUCAGCACAACAGUGCUUGUGACAGAGUGACAGGAAGCUGCCAGUGUGGACCAGGCUACUAUGGACAUCGCUGUGAGCAUGUUUGUCCUGCAGGUCUGUACGGGUUUCAGUGUCAGCAGCACUGCGACUGUGUGAAUGGAGCUCCGUGCCACCCGAGCACUGGCCAGUGUAUCUGCCCUACAGGAUACAGGGGACUACGCUGCGAGAGAGAAUGUGAACAAGGCACUUUCGGUCAGAACUGUUCUCAGUCAUGUGACUGUGCGGAGAGCACGCCGUGUGAUCCAGUGAGUGGCAGGUGUCUGUGUUCUUCAGGAAAGACUGGGAUCAGGUGUGACAGCGACUGCAGUGUGAACCAUUUCGGGCCAGACUGCGCUCUGAGCUGCGAGUGUGACAACGGAGGGGACUGUGACAGCCGUAACGGACGCUGCACUUGUAUGAACGGCUGGAUUGGGCUGACGUGUACAGAAGGUGGACCUCCACAAUUCAGCAGCAGGAACAGAAGAAAGGACCAGUCACCUCACAACUCAUUAUAGCCCUCCCUCUCUGAACAGGUCCACAGACUGAAGCAGUAAGAGAACUAAAGGCACAGUUGCAGCUACUGGCUCGUCCUCUUGGGUGAAGGAUUCUGCUUCAGCUGUACAUGAACAGAACAGUGACUGAAUACACACGCAAAGUCUCUGAGGAGAGCAAAACCAUUGUUUGUGUACGGUGACGUCAAGAAGCAAUACUCUGGCUCACUGGCAAAGUCACUGGUUGGUUUUUUUUUGUUGACUUGUAAAGCAAACAAUUAAGCUCAACCCAUCAAGUAAAAUACCUUAAGAAGCUGUGCGAACUACAUGAGGACCAGACCUAAAGGCGGAUGUCAAAGGUGGCACCACAAUUGAACAGGUGCCAUCAGAAGACACACAGCACUUUAUCUAUGACCUGGACUGCUGUGCAUAAAAUGUUUGGUAAAACUAGGAUCAACAGUUCCUCAUCAGAGAAUUCAGUACAAGUUUAUAUGAAAGGCAAUAACUGAUAUGUUAGCACUCAUACUCUGAAAUUUGAUGCAGGGCAUUCCUUUUUAUAUGGUCACCUAAAAUGGAAAUGUUUCUUUAGUGAUGUGCUCGUAUUUGUAAUUCUACUUGGGCAUCUAUGGGUUGUCUUGUUGUUUCAGGGCAUUUACAUUUGUGUGUUUAUCUUAAGUCCAUAUCAUGAGGUAAUACUUAACUAUGUACACAUCUCAUUCAAGCAGCUAAUCUGGAGACUAGGAAAGGGAUACUGGAAUGGAUAUUCCUCUGGAAAAGUGAAGAGGCAACAUUUACAUUAACAAGCUUACAUAAUAUUACUUCAUCAGGUCUGGGAGAACUGACCGUUUGAAAAAUUCUGACAAGUCCCACCUCCAUUUGUCAAACUUUCAGCUCAUGCCACUCGGUAGUUACUGUCUGUAGUACUUGUGCUAAGAUAUAACAAAGUUCUGUAGCACAAAGACAAAAUUUGAAGGACGAUUCCAGAAACCAUGUUUACGUCAAUCACAUCAGGAAAGUGUCACUUCAGGCUAAAGAGGCAGAUUUUCAUGUCUAAUAAGGAAUGACUGAGGCAGCUCCUUCAGAUGAGCUAAUGCUAACGUUAAUGCUAACACUGAAGCUAAGAAAAUUUAAAGGCACAAUUUUAUGAUUUUAGUCCAGCACAGUUUAUCAGAUUCAACUAACAGCUGCUCACAGUCUACAUUCUGUGUCCGCUGGCAAAUAAUGCAGUGUUAGUACACAGUCCUGACGCUGUAAAUGGGAAACAAAGUGGCUCGGACCAAAUGACAAAAAACUAUUCCAGCUAGUUAGCAACAGAACGCACAGAAUGUAACUGUUGCACCAUUUAAGGUGGAACGGGAAACUUCAAACAGGAAGCUGGCAGAAGACUUCAUUGAGAGCUGAUAGGCAUGAAAAUGGAUGAGGAGGCUGCUCUGUUUGAACGUUUAACUUAUUCCUGCUGUUUCACAGAAUUAGUAGGUCUGCAUUGUUUUGUCUCAUUUGCUAAUGUUUGUGAUAGCAGCUGUUUAGCUUUGUAGUUGUAACUGUAGCGACAGUUUGCUAACCAACUAGUUAGCCUCGCUAAUGUUAGUAACACUACUCGCUGUGUCGUUGCUUGAAAGUUUGAUUUUGUUAUUUGUCUCUGCAACAUUUGCAAAGGAUUUUAUGCCAACAAGUCUAAGACACAAGUAUCUCAGCCCAGUCUGCUAAUGUUGUGUUGACAACACGCAUCCAUGAAUUCAGGGGGUGGAGCCUUUGAAGCAGCACUGAAAAAGAGGGGUGUAUUUUUUGUUGUUGUUGUUGUCGAGCUCAAAUAUCAUCAGUCAUUCUCCAGAAUCGUUUACUGUGCCUUUAACUUAAUUUUUCGUUAUACAUGAUACUUCAACAAAUGUUAGCAAAUACAGUAAGUUUAGUUUACCUUGGGUUUUUACACCGAGCUGUGAGUUUGGGCUUCCACACAGUUUAACUCACAUUUUUAUCAGCUACAGAAAUGAAACAAAAGCACAGGUGAGCCAGAUGGUCAGGACAGGUGUCUGAGAAUGUCUGAAUAAUUCUGACUAAUUUCCUGCCACCGUUGUUCUCACUGCAGGAUUGUUCUGAAAAGUAUUAUCAUUUCAUCACUUAAUGGAAGAGGAGGGGCUCAGAGACAGCUGUGAUUGGCCAAGAGGUGUGUGUCAUUAUUUUGCAAAAGGUCAGUUAAACUUUCAGAAAAAGAUGUACCAAAAUAGAGUUCAAGAGUGUGUCACAAAAUGAGUGAUACACAGUUGGUAGAUCUCAUUUAGUUUUGCUUUGACAUAAUUCAGAAUGCGGCAUUAUUUUCGGGGCUUUAUUUGAGCGCUGUGAAGUUGUCUAGUAUGUACAUGAAGUGCCUUCCUAAUGAACAUGGUGCUAUUUCGCCUUCCUCUCUAUAAUCCAUUCAGAGCAGGGCUUAUAGAAAAUAAUAUCAAGAUCAUUGCAGAAUAAUGCAGUGCCCUAAUUUGAGUUUCCAACAAUAGUCUUUUGUCCACUGCUGAACCGCCCAUACUUUGUUGGCAUUUUUACUUUUUUUUUUGGUAUGUAUAAAGUUUGACUUUUUAAAUCUGUAUUGAUGUGAAUAAAAGUCACAUUAGAUAAAAUGUUUGAUGAUACACAUUCCUACCUUCAGGUUCUGGAGUAGGGUAAGAACAACUUUCAACCAGAGAACUUUUUUUUUUUUUGUUAGACUUUGAAUUUGCCUUUAUGUCCAUCUCAUUUCACUUUAAUUGAAACAAACACAAAAAAGACAAUAUGCCUGAUUUUCAUUGCCAUCAUUUUUAUAAUCUCCAUUUCAUAGAUACUGAAGCUGUACAUGUCUAAAUUCAGAUUCAAGCACAAUGCAGUUAGCAAUGCCUGUCAAUGAAAAUAAAAAAGGAGAAAAAAAAGGCCAAAGUGAUCACAACCAUUUAUAUGUAUAUAUGUACAAAGGUCAAACUAUAUACAGAUAUCUGUCUCGACAUACAGAAUCUCUCCACACAGGGUGGAAAUGUAAGCUUGCCAUUGUAUACAUUUAUUCUUCAAAAUGCAUAUUCAGUGCAAAUAAUUGCUUGUCGUUGUCAUCACCACCGUCGUGUCAAUAUCAAAUCAGGGCAACGAAGAAUGGUAAAAAAAUAAAAUUAUUUUCUCGCCCUUAUCCUAAAAUACUGAACGUAAAAAAUAAUCUCUCGGGAAAUAAAGAAUGAUUAAUUAGAAAUAAGCACUCUUCCCGUAUCUACAGGUCUGAUUUGAUAUCUUCAGGGACUCUGCACUCUAUCCCAGCUUCUGUUACACUGUGGCAAUAAGUAAUACACAUUACCAUGAGAGGUGGCCCUGGAUGAAAAAAGCCAUGCUCUCAGAAAUACCACGACUGGUA
This is a messenger RNA of Pygocentrus nattereri (red-bellied piranha), 8372 nucleotides long. It is a transcript of the gene megf6b, whose product is annotated as multiple EGF-like-domains 6b. The record is from RefSeq and is a predicted model, not a curated record. The transcript has 38 exons. NCBI's taxonomy places the organism in Eukaryota, Metazoa, Chordata, Actinopteri, Characiformes, Serrasalmidae. The coding region runs from base 200 to 5032 and encodes 1610 amino acids. Gene Ontology annotation, molecular function: protein binding; calcium ion binding; scavenger receptor activity.